This is a messenger RNA of Carlito syrichta (Philippine tarsier), 1957 nucleotides long. RefSeq names its product cereblon (gene CRBN). Gene Ontology annotation, biological process: protein ubiquitination. Lineage: Eukaryota; Metazoa; Chordata; Mammalia; Primates; Tarsiidae. Gene Ontology annotation, cellular component: Cul4A-RING E3 ubiquitin ligase complex. The coding region runs from base 35 to 1369 and encodes 444 amino acids. The transcript is spliced from 11 exons. The record is from RefSeq and is a predicted model, not a curated record.
GCCCUGUCCCAGGCUCCUUUGCGGGUAAACAGACAUGGCCGGCGAGGGAGACCAUCCGGACGCUGCGCGCAACAUGGGCAACCACUUGCCGCUUUUGCCUGCAGAGAAUGAGGAAGAAGAUGAAAUUGAAAUGGAAGUUGAAGACCAGGAUAGCAAAGAGGCCAAAAAACCAAACAUCAUAAAUUUUGACACCAGUCUGCCAACAUCACAUACAUAUCUAGGGGCUGAUAUGGAAGAAUUUCAUGGCAGGACUUUGCAUGAUGAUGACAGCUGUCAGGUGAUUCCAGUUCUGCCACAGGUGAUGAUGAUCCUGAUUCCUGGACAGACAUUACCUCUUCAGCUUUCUCGUCCUCAAGAAGUCAGUAUGGUGCGGAAUUUAAUUCAGAAAGACAGAACCUUUGCUGUCCUUGCAUACAGUAAUAUACAGGAAAGGGAAGCACAGUUUGGAACAACAGCAGAGAUAUAUGCCUAUCGAGAGGAACAGGAUUUUGGAAUUGAGAUAGUGAAAGUGAAAGCAGUUGGAAGACAAAGGUUCAAAGUCCUUGAGCUAAGAACACAGUCAGAUGGAAUCCAGCAAGCUAAAGUGCAAAUUCUUCCUGAAUGUGUGUUGCCUUCAACCAUGUCUGCAGUUCAGUUAGAAUCCCUCAAUAAGUGCCAGAUAUUUCCUUCAAAACCUGUCUCAUGGGAAGACCAGUGUUCAUAUAAAUGGUGGCAGAAAUACCAGAAGAGAAAGUUUCAUUGUGCAAACCUGACUUCAUGGCCUCGCUGGCUGUAUUCCUUAUAUGAUGCUGAAACCUUAAUGGAUAGAAUCAAGAAACAGCUACGAGAAUGGGAUGAAAAUUUAAAAGAUGAUUCUCUUCCUUCAAAUCCAAUAGAUUUUUCUUACAGAGUAGCUGCUUGUCUUCCUAUUGAUGAUGUAUUAAGAAUUCAGCUCCUUAAAAUUGGUAGUGCUAUCCAACGACUUCGCUGUGAAUUAGACAUUAUGAAUAAAUGUACUUCCCUUUGCUGUAAACAAUGUCAAGAAACAGAAAUAACAACCAAAAAUGAGAUAUUCAGUUUAUCCUUAUGUGGGCCAAUGGCAGCUUAUGUGAAUCCUCACGGAUACGUGCACGAGACGCUUACCGUGUAUAAGGCUUGCAACUUGAAUCUGAUAGGCCGGCCUUCUACAGAUCACAGCUGGUUUCCUGGGUAUGCCUGGACUGUUGCCCAGUGUAAGAUCUGUGCAAGCCAUGUUGGAUGGAAAUUUACUGCCACCAAAAAAGACAUGUCACCUCAAAAAUUUUGGGGUUUAACUCGAUCUGCUCUGUUGCCCACGAUCCCAGACACUGAAGAUGAAAUAAGUCCAGACAAAGUAAUACUAUGCUUGUAAACAGAUACAAUAGGGAUAAAGUUCUAAGAUCAGAUCUGCUUUGGAAAUAUUGCCUCACAUGCAUACAUAAGUAAACAACAUUACAUGGAGGGUUGCAGUUUCUUAGUCAAACUGUAUUUGGAGAUUUAAUUUAAAGUAUACUUUAGGAGGGGAAGAAAAGCAGUCUAGAACGUAAGUUUGGUUUUAGGAAUAUCUACUUUGGUAGCCUGGUACCAUUAUUCUGUGGAAUCUGAUAUGUCUGGCAGUUAUGUCAUUGAUAGGACACAAAGACAGCUUUGAAAGUGAUGAGAUUAUUUUCUGCAUAAAACAUUUUAAAUUUCUAUAAUGUAAAACGAAUCAUUUGAUCCUGAUGUAUGGGACAGCAUAUUUGCACCAGUGCUCCAAAUGACAAAAGCUAGGGUGCCAAGCACAAGUACAUGUUCCUUUUUGAAAGAGGCAAGGCAAUGUGUAUCAUUUCAAAAGGGCUUUGUUCCUUUAAAUUUUCUUUAGCUUCUCUGAGAUACUGAUUUGUAAAAUUUGAAAUUAUUAAAGAGUUAAAAUAUGCAGUUUGAGCCUAAAAAUAAAGUUUUCAUUUCCUUUGUCUGUUAG